GUCGUUGGGUCGUUCAGUGUCUGUUGGGAUACAGCGGUUGUCUGUCGUGUCUGUGUUGCUCUUGGAAAGAUGAGGGGUCUGAUCGUACUUUUGCUCAUCACCUGCGUAUCAUCCAUCCAGAAGCGCGAGGCUAAACCCGGCUUCGGCCAUUUCGGCUUCGGGCACGGUCUGUACGGCCACGGUUUUGGCCAUCACGGCCACGGACUGGGCUACGGUUAUGGAUAUGGUCCAUUUCUAGCCGGCCACCCUUAUGGACUUCACUCUUACGUCGGUUCCUACCACCACUUCUUACGGAAGAGGGAUGCUGACCCUGGCUUCGGCCAUGGAUUCGGCCACGGCUUCGGCCAUCCAUACUUCAGUUAUGGCUACGGGCACGGCUUCGGGCACGGGCACGGAUUCGGGCUCGGGCACGGCUUCGGGCACGGGGACGGAUUCGGGCACGGCUUCGGGCACGGGCACGGCUUCGGGCACGGGCACGGCCACGGGCAUGGCCACGGGCAUGGCCACGGCGCUGCCUACGGCUACACAAUUGGAGUCGAACACCCUCACUAUGGGCAUUCUCAACAGUACCACGAAGGGGUUGUUUAUCCUUAUUAUGGUCACUACCAUUAACCUGUUCUUCGUCCUUUCUCCUGCUUCUCGAUUACGACUGUUAUUUAUUACUCGUCUUUUGACUGAGGUUCAUUUAAUAAAGAUUCCUCUUGCGUAAUUUC
Messenger RNA from Macrobrachium nipponense, 713 nucleotides. Its product is annotated as keratin-associated protein 21-1-like. The record is from RefSeq and is a predicted model, not a curated record. Bases 70 to 612 code for a protein of 180 amino acids. NCBI's taxonomy places the organism in Eukaryota, Metazoa, Arthropoda, Malacostraca, Decapoda, Palaemonidae. The transcript has 2 exons.